CCCCCCUGUGGGGCGAGCGACCGCCAGCUCCAGUAUGGGGACAAGUGAUUCCUGGAACUACCUGGCAACACUGGGAGUACACCAUCGAGCCUGGAGUGACCCCAUCUUUGUUGAGGGACUUAAUGUUUGCUGCCCUUUGAGGAAAAUUCCCUCUGUUGACUUGGAUGAGGAGGAAUUUCUGCAUUGCAGGGUUAAUGUAAUAAAAUGCAGUGCCAUGGGGUGUAAUAAAUCUUUCACAACAGUAGCUGAACAUGCAAGUCACCAGCGUGCCUGUCACACCCAUGUCUGUUCCAUGUGCAAGCAAUCUCUUCCAGCACAUCACCUACUUGACCUCCAUCUCUUAGAAGUUCAUGACACACUCUUUCAGCUUAUGGCAACAAGAAAGCCCAUGUAUCAGUGCUUCUUGGAAACUUGUUCUGAGAAGUUCAGCAGUCCUGCAGAGAGGAAGACUCACUGUAUAAGCAUACACAAGUACCCUAAAGACUUCCGCUUUGACAUGACAUGGAGGAAGUCAGAAAAGAGCAAAAAAAGAGGUGGAAUGAGCCAAAAGGAAGUACCGGUAGCUAUGGAUUGUGAAGCAACAGGUCCAGCAGAUACAAAUGCUCAAGAACAAACAUUACCUGAAAAUGUUGCAACCAAUGAAAAUAAUAUUAAUGCUGAUGUCAGUAACAGAAGAAAACUUACAAAUAAAAUCCCUAAUUGUGUAUCAUUUGGUGUUGGAGUUACUAGAGGAUUUGUUCGUGGGAAUCGAGGCAGAAGAGGACAUAAAAGAGGUGGUGGUACUCACUGGCACCAGAAGAUGCGUCCUGCUAACUCUGUCAAAACUAAUAUUGAAGAAGUUAGUAUGAAAGACUUAGAACAAGCACUAUGUACUGAAUAAUUGAUUCCCUGAUUGACAUUUUAUUUUUUGGAAAAGGUCGUUAAUAUUGAAAUUUAAAGUCAAAUUGUAAAAGAUUGCUGAGGAAGUAACUGUUAUAGUAGGAUAGACAAAACUGUGUGUAGAAUGCUAUCCCUAUUUUUGUUUAAUUAUGAUUUUUUUCACAUCUACUGUAUUUAUGUGAUACAACCCUAGAAAUUUUUCCAAAGGAUUGUUUAUUUUGCCUGAUAAUGAAACAAGUCAUGAUAGUAUUUAUAAGACUAUUGCUUAUAAUGCUGUUCAUUAGAAACUGGUCUGCUAUUAAUAGUAAGACUAAUUUCCCAUUCUCCAGUUUUCUGUGCUGGCAGAGUUUAUAAUUUAAUGUAGUUAAGCAGUUUUUCAUACAAGGUGACAAAAAAUAUUUUGUUUUCAUCUAAACAGUAAUAACUGAUGUUUGGACUGAACAGUAGGAACAGUAAACCCUCGAUAACUCGGCACAUUAGCCUUGCCAAGUUAUCCCAAAUUCCGACUUAUCGAGGCACUUCCCCCCCUCCUACAAAAAUACAACAAUGAAAAAUUAUUGAACCAUAUACUGCAUGUGUACAUGUAAUUACUAAAUGUAAAAAGAUAACUCUUACCAGCACUGCAGACAAAGAAUGAAGCAUCAUAGUAGCAUGACACAGAUGCAUAGUAGGUGACAGAGAUAUAGUAGGUGACACAAAGGCAAGGUAGGUGACAAGAGGCAUGGUAGGAGACGCAGGUGGCCAAAUAUGCCGAGAUUUUCCCAGAUAAUUUUAUAUAUCUCGGCAUUUCCCGAGUUAUACUAUACAGUAAUACAUUCCGAGACCACGUCCAUGUCGAGUUAUAUGAAAUUCCGAGUUAUCAAAUGCUGAGUUAUCGAGGGUUUACUGUAUGUGUAUUACUGCCUGAUACUGUAUAUGGGAAGUUGCCAGAUACGUUAGGAUGAUUUUACUGUACAUAUAUAGGAUGACUUUAUAUUGUAACUGUCUUCAGAAACUAAGAAAUGGUUUGUGGGUUAGUAUUGUAUUCAUAGUUGGAGGUCUUCCAAGAUUAUAGACAGUGCCAGAUUUAGGUCUGUGAGGGCCCUUUGUAGGCCAUAUUAUUUAAAGACGAAAGCGGAACCCGUUCCAACAUCCCCGACCUCUGAGCUAUAAUUAAAGAUUAUUUCGUCGCCCCCGGAAUGGUAUUGGAAAAUGUGGGGAUAAGUGCAGGGAGUGCAAGUGUACCCUGACCAAGAUCCCGCUUUGUAUUUUUGCACUAAUUCCAUGAAAUAUAAAUAUAGUAAAAUGAAAAGUUAUUCAAGAAAUAUGAAACUGAUGUAAGUGUACAAAAAAUAUGUGGAAUCCCUUAGCACUGUAUUGGGCAAUUUAUUGUUAUUAUUAUUAUUUUAUGAACACAAAUUUACCCUCCAGAAAUUGGGAAGAUGUAAACAUUGUUUGGCCACCACACCGUAAGCUGAUGGACAAUUCUGGAAAUGAUUUUAUUUUAAAUUGAAACCAACGAUGAAAUAUUGAACAUAUUUGUAUAUUAUAAUAAUUAUUAUAUGAUAGCUGGCAUGUUUUGAUGAUGUGCAGGAUGAAACAGAGUAUCUUAUUAAGCUUAAUGAACCUUAGCCAGAACAUGUCAAGAAUAAUGAUAACAUUUCCAAGGGCAAUUUUACAAACUGUUGGAGUUUCCAACUUGGUUAAAAGUAAUAAUAAUUAGAUGAUCAAUAAGACAAAUUCAGCAGCAAUUUAUGUGUAAAUACUAGUAGUUUUUGUUAUUAUUAUUAUUAUUAUUAUUACAGCAAGUCCCUGUUGAACAAAAGGGUUAGGUUCCAUUAAAACACUUUUGUUAGGUGGAUUACGUUCAUCAAAACCAUUUUUCUCCUUAUAAACUCAUGUAAAAGGGGGCAUGUGUUCCUGUACUAAGCUCUGUGAUAGAAUAAUAUACUGUACUAAGCUCUGUGACUAAUUGCAACACUUCAAAAUACCCGUACUGUAGAUAAAAAAAUAAAACGUGAAACAUAAA
This is a messenger RNA of Homarus americanus (American lobster), 2887 nucleotides long. Its product is annotated as zinc finger protein 511-like. The coding region runs from base 35 to 880 and encodes 281 amino acids. The record is from RefSeq and is a predicted model, not a curated record. NCBI's taxonomy places the organism in Eukaryota, Metazoa, Arthropoda, Malacostraca, Decapoda, Nephropidae. The transcript has 4 exons.